AUGCCAAGGGCGGCGUUGGCGAGGAGGGGCGAACGCUUGCUCUUCGCCCUCUGCUCCACGGCCGGAGACACCUUCGCUUAUUACUUCUCCCUCCUCGACGACGCCACCAGCGCUCACCAGCUCCGCCAGCUCCACGCCCGCCUGCUGCGCGCCGGCCUCCUCGCCGACGUCGUACUGGGCUCCAAGCUCGUCCGCCAGUACUCCCGCCACGGCGAGCUCCUCUCCUCCGCCUACCCUUUCUUCCUCGGCAUGCCUCUCCGCAACCACUACUCCUUCAGCAUUGUCAUCGGCGAGAUGUCCCGCGCCGGCCACCCCCGCCGCGCGGCGGAGCUCUUCGUCGAGAUGCGCGCUAGCGGACUUCCACUCGACGCGCCCACCGCCGCCCUCGCCCUUAGAUCCUACGGCGCCGCCGGUUGCGCCGCCGCCGGGGCGGCGGCCCACGCCCUCUGCACCAAGCACGGCCUGGAGAGGAACCCCUACGUCGCCUCCGCGGGGGUCUUCCUCUACGCGGCCCUGGGGAGGCUCCCGGACGCUCGAGCCCUGUUCGACGAAACGCCACACAGAGACGCAGUGCUCUGGACGGCGAUGCUGUCGGGGUAUGCGCAGCGGGGUCCGCCGGAGGCGGCGGUGGAGGUCUUUUCGGAGAUGGUGGCUGUGGGGAUGGAGCUCGACGGGGUGGCAAUUGUGGGUCUUCUCCUGGCCAGCAGCCGCCUCGGGUGGCUCCUCCACGGAAAAAGCGCGCACGGCUUUGCCGUCCGGCGCGGCGUCCCUGCGGGGCUGAGCCUGGGGAACGCGCUCGUUGACAUGUACGCCAAGUGUGGCGAGCUCCGUCGCGCCGAGGAGGUCUUCCGCCGGAUGCCCCGCCGGGAUGUGAUCUCCUGGAGCUCCCUGAUCCUCGGGCACGGCCUCCACGGCGGCGCCGACCGCGCGCUGGAGCUGUUCUCGUUGAUGGCCGCCGACGGGUGCCGCCCCAACGCCGUCACCUUCCUCGGUGUGCUCUCCGCCUGCGCCCACGCGGGGAGGGUGGAGGCAGCGUGGGGCUUCUGGAGGGAGAUGGCGGAGCGGGGGGUGGCGCUGGAGCUGAAGCACUACGCCUGCAUGGUGGACGUGCUGGCGAGGGCGGGGCGGCUCGGCGCGGCGGAGCGGUUCGCGGCGGAGAUGCCAGUGGAGCCCGACGAGGCCGUCUGGGGGGCCCUGCUGGCCGCGUGCCGCACCCAUGGUGAGGUCGAGGCGGCGGAGAGGGUCGCCCGGCGGCUGCUCCGGCUGCGGCCAGAGAAGAGCGGCUACUACGUCCUGCUGGCCAAUGUCUUCUCCGACGCCGGCAGGUACGGCGACGCAGAGAAGGUGAGGGCGCUCAUGAAGGAAUUGAACGUGGGGAAGUUGCCCGGCCAUAGCUCCGUCGAUCUCAGCUGA
Spirodela intermedia is the source of this 1413-nucleotide messenger RNA. The record is from the annotation of a GenBank genome assembly. Lineage: Eukaryota; Viridiplantae; Streptophyta; Magnoliopsida; Alismatales; Araceae.